Messenger RNA from Notechis scutatus (mainland tiger snake), 3345 nucleotides. The record is from RefSeq and is a predicted model, not a curated record. Lineage: Eukaryota; Metazoa; Chordata; Lepidosauria; Squamata; Elapidae.
CAGCAAGACAGAGGCCAGAGCCUCCUGCAGAAGUGACUGAUGUAUUUUGCUGAGAUACAAUGGGCCCUUCUGGACCCAUGCCAGAGACCUGUCUACAGGGACAUUGUGCAGGACAAUUUUGGGACUCUACUGUCGCUAGAAAAUGUUAAGCCUUUGAAAAACAGAAUUAUUCAUCAGGCAGGACAGAGUCUUGUAACCUGGAAAAUUGCAUUAUACUAUGUCCACAAAUGUGUCUCCAGUAAAAUCAUCUUCAUGUGCCUGUUUAUUAUGAGUACUUAAAAGAAACUAAGCUCAUGGUUGUCCUAUGUGGUGAUAGGAGAAAAAAUAAACAUGAGCAUAUUUUUUGCCCCUGUAUAUUUAUAUAAGUUCAUAGCUUCUAAAUCAUUUCAAGCACGCUGGUGGAAUUUAAUAGACUUCUGCUGGUUAGUUACCAAAUGUCAGAAACUGGCAAAAAGGGUUAGCACUUUCUGUUUGUGUCAUCUUCUGUGUCACAGCUCAGAUUUGGAUAUGAAAGCCUAUAAGGUGUCUACAUGAUAACAUUAGCAGAGGAGAGAGGUAUUUUUAAAUAAUUUCUGAUCCAGUUCUUCCACAGAGCCUGGGAUGGGCAAUACAACUAAAAAAUAAACCUGCAGCCUGGUAAAGUAUCCACUACCUUUCUUAGAAUAAUACAGCAUGGAUAGCUGUAACUUCCCCACCACCACUGCUCGCUUCACUCUCUUUCUUUUGGCAGACGGAGGAACCAUGAAUUCAAAUUCACAGCCGGGAGGGCCUGAGGGUAUGCAGAAGCAAGUCCAUGGGCGGCCUGAGGGCUCUGCUUAUGGGGGACAACCUUCAGCUGGACAGCUGAGUGAAGAGGCAGAAAAAGGAUGGGUCAAGCCACCUCUUCUUCCCCCAGUGACAAAAGACAACAACACCAUCCCACCCCGUGGAAUUCAUAUAGGGCCUGGGCCCAGCCUGUGCAUCCAGUGUGGAGAAAGUCUUGCCCAGACUCAGCAAAUCCUUGCCCAGACUCAGCAAACCCUUGCCCAGACUCAGCAAACCCUUGCCCAGCCUAAGAGAUCUCUCCUCUCUGCUGAUAAGCAAUAUCCCUGCUCUGAUUGUGGGAAAAGCUUUGGCGUCAGCUCCCACCUCACAAUUCAUCGGAGAACUCACACUGGUGAAAAGCCCUACGAGUGCAACGACUGUGGAAAAAGUUUUAGCCAGAGCUCCACACUUGUCCUCCACCGCCGCAUCCAUACAGGAGAGAAGCCAUACAAGUGCACAGAUUGUGGGAAGAGCUUUUCCGUUAGCUCCCAUCUGACCAAACACCAACGCAUCCAUACGGGAGAGAAACCCUAUGAAUGCCAGGUGUGUGGGAAAAGGUUCAGCCAGAGCUCCACCCUCAUUCUUCACCAGAGGAUUCAUACAGGGGAGAGGCCUUAUAAAUGUGAUGAAUGUGGCAAGACCUUCAGCGUCAACUCACACCUCACCAUCCACCAGAGAAUCCACACAGGAGAGAAACCGUUCCGUUGCAUGGAAUGUGGGAAGAGUUUCCGACAAAGGUCUGGUCUUAGCACUCAUCAGAAAACUCACAUGAUGCUUGUGAGACCUUAUAAGUGCCCACCUUAGAAAGUUGGACCCACAAGCCUAUCUGCAAGUACCACCAAAAUUCUCCAUCUCUCCUUCUCUCACACACACAUGCACAUAGUUUUUAAAAAAUCAAUACAGAGAACCAAUUGACCACGUAGUUUUGCACUGGGAAGGCAGACUUCAAGAACUCAAUUUAGAUUUUUGUAAUUAUAAUGAAAAGAAGUCUUGUGCAUAUUUUGCCUUAACUUGCUUGCUUAUGGAUAGACACGCUGCUGCAUAGUGAAUUUUGAUAUGACACUUGAACAAGUGAAAAGUAAAACUCUCAGCUAAAUAAAGAUCCAGAAUGUAUGUCUAUAUGCAAGAACAAGGAUGAAUCAGGCCUACCUGGAAGUUAUAUUACUGGAUUAAAUCCCUGUUCUCUGAUAUGCCUCUACAAGUCCAGCUUCCCAGCACCGAUGGUCAAUCUUUUCCAUCAUACAUUCUGCUCCAUGAAAGACUGUGGUUGGAGAAAGAAUCUUACUGAAAAUUAUGGGAAGCUUAGGGUAACUGAGUUGCGAGGAUGCUGCCCACCAGGCCACAAUAAAGGUACAGAAUUAUGUAUCUUCAAAAAAGCAAUUCAGUUUCCACAAUGCUGAACAUUGAAUUUACCAAGUACACCUACCGCAGUUCAUCAUUUCUGAGUUCCUACUACUCUUUUCAAUGUUAGUUAUUUGGAGAAUGCCUGAAACAUGAUUACACAUCCUGAUAUACCAAACAGACAGUACUAGUGACAUUGUGGAAUCAUCCUCUCUUAUCAUUUGUUCUCCUUUCUUGGGCAAGUAAUUGGGCUAAGUAAUUCUUAAAGAUUCACAAAGCAUUUUAAAAGUGAAAGAACACAAGAUGGGGAAAAUGUGAAUACCAGCAACUCCUGAUCUCUUCAUAUCAGUGCUCUGCCAUUUUGUAAACAAUCCCUUUAAUCUAGUUGUUUCCCGUUUUUACUACCAUUUUUAAGUGGCUGUUACUGUAAUUGUUAGCUAUUUUCUCUGUUGUAUGACUGUGAGCCUCAUCUGGGCCUGUGGUGUUAAUUAGGAAGUGGGAUAGCAAUUUAAGUCAUAAUUAAUAACUUCUUUUUGAAAUGUUUGAAGGAUAUACCCCCUCCUCAGUUCAUUACCCCCAAAAAAUACAUUUCCUCUGUGUUUUAAUUUAAAAGAGAAGAAGAAAGUGUGGGCUAAAGCUUACAAAGCAAGACAUCUGAAGUCUGGUCUGUCUUUUUAAAAAACCCAGAAUUAUGGGAUAUUAAAGCAGUAUCUCCUGUGCUAAUUCUGCUCCUCCUGAUUUAUCUUCAGUUUUUUGCUUUAGCUAAGUGGCAUUCUGAAUAGAAAAAAGGUUGAACAUGUCUACAUUUAUUUAGGGUUAAAUAGGAUCUCUGAAUAUGUCUGCAAAGCCUGUCUCUUAACUGCAUGAGCCACAUGUAAGUCAUCUUUUGUCAACAUAAUGCAGAUUAUUUCUUCCAUGUUUUUCCAAAACAAUGAUAGCUGGAAAUUAUGGCAAUUAAAAUUCAACAUAUGUAGAGAUCAUCUCUUUGAAGAUAAUUUACAUAAGUGUAACUAUCAGAACUAGCAAAAUUAAAUAAAACCCAUUCCUGCUUUGUUUUAUGUGAUAAUCUAUUGUACCAUUUUUGUAGCUUUAGAAGCUUUUUCCAAUUAUCAGCCAUUUAUGUUUCUUCAUCAAUAAAUCUCUCGCUACAAUCUGACCCUUUGUCUGAUUUCACUAAAAAAAGAAUUAAAUUUCAAAGAA